Molecule: messenger RNA, 309 nt
Organism: Beta vulgaris subsp. vulgaris (sugar beet)
Lineage: Eukaryota; Viridiplantae; Streptophyta; Magnoliopsida; Caryophyllales; Amaranthaceae
Exons: 1
Coding region: 1-309 (102 amino acids)
Source: RefSeq, a predicted model, not a curated record
AUGAUUCCACGGGAUCAUGAAGGUGGUGCAGAUCGUCCUUUCAACGACUAUUUUUCUCCCAAUCCGGUAUAUCCGGAACACAUUUUCCGAAGGCGAUUCAGGUUGGGGAGAGAUUUGUUUGUCAAGAUAGUAAAUGUUGUUGAACAACGUUGUGACUAUUUCAAACAGAGGAAAGAUGUUGCACAACAACUUGGAUUGUCGCCAUUGCAGAAAUGCACAGCAGCUAUUCGCAUGCUUGCAUAUGGAUCCCCAACUGAUAUACUUGAUGAAUAUAUACAAAUCGGUGAAAGUACGACAAUUGAAUGUUAA